Molecule: messenger RNA, 4737 nt
Organism: Malaclemys terrapin pileata
Lineage: Eukaryota; Metazoa; Chordata; Testudines; Emydidae
Gene: ZNF710
Product: zinc finger protein 710
Exons: 5
Coding region: 227-2209 (660 amino acids)
Biological process (GO): regulation of transcription by RNA polymerase II
Cellular component (GO): nucleus
Molecular function (GO): RNA polymerase II cis-regulatory region sequence-specific DNA binding; DNA-binding transcription factor activity, RNA polymerase II-specific
Source: RefSeq, a predicted model, not a curated record
CCCGGCCCGGCCGCCCAGGGCAGAGGCCGGAGCUGGCGGCGGGAGGGGCGGCGGCGGCGGCGCCGCGGAGACAAAAGGGAGCGGAGCCGAGGAGCGGCCGCUUUGCAUCCCUUCCCGUCAGCCCCGCUCCGCGCUCGCUUCCUGCCGCCGGGAGCGGCCCGGGCGGCACCCGGAACAGGGACCCGCUUCGCCAGCCCAGGCCAUGACCGCCUAGCCGUGGGGUGAGAUGGAACGCUUCACCGACUCUGGAACUCAAACGGAUGCAGUGGUGGUGCUGUCCCUGACCCAGGCCGCUGUCUUGGGCUUGGUGUCUGAGAACGAGUUCUUCGGCGCAACCAUCAGCCCCGGAGGCUUCUUUCCAGGGCUAGGAAAUGAGCUUGCAGACACGGCCACGGUGGAACCAGAGGAUCCGGAAGGCGCUUACAGGCUGCAAAAGGAAGGCUGCGUCCCAGCCGAGGCGCCGGAGGAGGAGGGGCUGGAGGCAGAGACUCCAUUUGAAAAACAUACCCGGAGGAGGAAGCGGCCCCCGGUGAGGCUGGUGCCCAAGGUCAAGUAUGAAAACCCUGCGGGUGCGGAGGAGGAGGCGGCGUACGAAGUGUCCGUCCCUGGCGACAGCAAGGAGGAGACGCAGAACAGCCACCCGCCCAGCCUCGAGGAGUCGGGCUGUGAGAAGACCGUGCAGAGCAGUGCCAUGAAGAUGAUUGACCUGAGCGCUUUUGGCAGGAAGCCCCGGCGCCUGCGGCAUCUGCACAGACACGUGCGGCAGGACGUGGGCCUGGGGAGUUACGACCCCGUCCAGGUUGGUUACGCUGAGGCCAGCGUGGCCGGGGCUCCGGCAAGCACCGGGCCAGAGGCCCUGGGAAGCGAGUGCAGCUUCGAGGCGAACGCUGCGUCUCUGGAGGCGCCCAUGCCCGAGUCGCCAGAGCAGGGGAAGAGCGAGCAGGGCUUUGCGUGGCAGGAGCCAGCGGAUUUUGACGCAGACGCAGCUGGAGUUCACACGGAGCGCAAUAAAAAAGCCCAGCUGGACCGGCUGGACAUCAACGUGCAGAUCGACGACUCCUACCUGGUGGAGGCAGGGGACCGCCAGAAGCGCUGGCAGUGCCGCAUGUGCGAGAAAUCCUACACCUCCAAGUACAACCUGGUGACGCACAUCCUGGGCCACAACGGCAUCAAGCCCCACUCCUGCCCGCACUGCAGCAAGCUCUUCAAGCAGCCCAGCCACCUGCAGACGCACCUCCUGACGCACCAGGGCACGCGGCCGCACAAGUGCGACGUGUGCAGCAAAGCCUUCACGCAGACCAGCCACCUGAAGCGGCACAUGCUGCUGCACAGCGACAUCAAGCCCUACAGCUGCCACUUCUGCGGGCGGGGCUUCGCCUACCCCAGCGAGCUGAAGGCCCACGAGGUGAAGCAUGAGAACGGGCGCUGCCACGUGUGCGUGGAGUGUGGGCUGGACUUCUCCACGCUGACGCAGCUCAAGCGCCACCUCUCCACGCACCAGGGGCCCACGCUCUACCAGUGCCUGGAGUGCAGCAAGUCCUUCCACUACCGCAGCCAGCUGCAGAACCACAUGCUGAAGCACCAGAACGUCCGGCCCUUCGUCUGCACCGAGUGCGGCAUGGAAUUCAGCCAGAUCCACCACCUCAAGCAGCACUCUCUCACGCACAAGGGUGUGAAAGAAUUCAAGUGUGAGGUGUGUGGGCGUGAGUUCACCCUGCAGGCCAACAUGAAGCGGCACAUGCUCAUACACACCAGCGUCCGUCCAUACCAGUGUCACAUCUGCUUCAAGACCUUCGUGCAGAAGCAGACCCUCAAGACCCAUAUGAUCGUGCACUCGCCAGUGAAGCCAUUCAAAUGCAAGGUUUGUGGGAAGUCCUUCAAUCGCAUGUACAACCUGCUGGGACACAUGCAUCUGCACGCAGGGAGCAAACCCUUCAAAUGCCCCUACUGCUCUAGCAAGUUCAACCUGAAAGGCAACCUGAGCCGGCACAUGAAGGUCAAACACGGGGUCAUGGACAUCAGCCUGGACAGCCAAGAUCCCAUGAUGGAACUGACCGGGGCAGAGCACACAGAGCUGGACGCCCAGCAGGAAAUGGAGGAGUACGACGAGGAGAAUGCCUAUGACUACACAGGGGUGGGCAACCCCCCGGACGAGAACGCCCUGACGGAGCAGGCCAUGAAGGAAAUGGCCUAUUACAACAUGUUGUAGCUGAGACGGGGGCCAGGCCCAGCCAGGUGCAGGGCCACGAGAGGGAGUGACAUGGGGAAAACAAGCUCCUGUCCCCCGUUGCAGCAUCCAGAACCAAAAGCCAGGCUCAGUGGGGCCUGCCCCCUGGUGCUCAGCUGAGCCCAGGGAAGCUGAUGCUCCAUGGUGAAGGCUCUGAGCCCUGAUGGUGCCAGGCUGGAGCUGGGCUGCAGGAAGUGGUCGCCUUUAGCCACUGGCUCCUGAGGCUGUCCAGGCUCGUGAGAGUGGGCCUGCCUCUCACCUGGGCCAUCCCCUCUCAGGACCCCUUUUUGUGCCACCCCUCGCCUGGGGGAAGAGCAGAGAGCCCCGUGUUCAUUCCUGCCUGCUCAGGCACUGGACCAGCCUUCAGUCUCCGCUGUGCAGUGGGAGCAUAGUGCUCAGGCCGCGGCACCGGGAGGGAGCGCUGGCUCCUGGGCUCCACCCCGGGGUGCACUGGAAGAGAUCCUCUCUGGCCGCCAUACUUGAAGCCCGAGGUAGGGAAAGGCUUGGUCCAGAACCUGCUGAGCAUUAAUUAUUCUACCUCCUCCCUAGUCUGCUGUGGUGGGGACUGCAGCCCAACCCUGGCUCGGAGACACUUGGACUCAGCCCGCAGCCAGUCCCACUUUAUCCCCCGCUCAGCUCUGCAGCCGCCCCCCACCCCAGGAAGCAGCCAUGCGUGGGAGGAGGGCUCUCUUGCUCUCCUCCCUUUGCCCACACUGGGGCCAGGAACACUUGCUCUGGCAUCCCCCAGGAGUGGGAGGGAGAGCUGGAGCCGGCCCUGUACACAGAGAAUAUUUUCUUAUUGACCCCGGGGGAGGCUCGGGGCUGGGCACUGUGUUAAAGGACAGACCUGUACAAAGCUGAGAAAUGGUGGUAUUUUGAAAGUAAUUUAUUUUUUUCAGAUGCGCUGAGCAGUUAAAGGAUAAAUCCAGCCACCUUCCUUUGUAAAGCUGUGUAACUCGUGUGUGAGCAGGAGGCGCUGGUGGGGAUGCAGGGCUCCUGGGGAGAGCACAUCCUGCACAGGGACCUGCCUGGGCCAGAGGUGCUGUCACUCCCUGAAGGAAAGGGAGCGUCUUUGCCUGCUGCCCAUGAAGAUAGGCCUAGGGAACGCAACAGGGGGAGGCAGUGUCACUGCCCCAGGCUGCUGCUUGGGGAGGGGCUGGGGUGACUGCAGAGGCCCAGGGGGGCUGUGUCGCAGCAGAUGCCAAGGGGGUUAACCCUGGGGGCAGCAGGUGGGGCUGUUACUCCUAAAGCACUGGGAACUCCAGGCUGCAGCCCAGCCCAGCCAGAAUGGCGCUCUGCUGAAAGUCCCUGGCCCAAGAGGUGCAGGAACCAGCCCUGCCCUACGUGGAGGAGCCAGCAAGGCCCAGAGGGAGGGCAGCGGCUGGAAGUGUGUAGAAACAGCAGCUUAGGGAGGCCCUCUCCAGCCUUGCAGCCACUGCUGGCCUUUGCAACCCAGGUGGGGUGGGGGAAGAAGCAGAGACCUUGCCUCCAUGCUACCCCCCUGCAUGGGCUUGGGGCAGCAGUCGACGGCUAGAGUUAUGGUCCAAGCAAGGCAGGCCCCAUGCUAGCUGGCCACAGGCAGGGCAGCUGCUCCUUUGAGGGCUCCAGGGCUGAACACAGGGGAAGACUUUGCCAGUUUCCCAUCUCCUGCCAGCUCAGGACAGUGCCAGCACAGAGGGAGCAGGCCCCAGCAGGGCAGUGAGCAUACAGCUCCCCCCAUGCCCCAGUGGAGGGGCUCAGGCUAGCCCACAACCCACCGAGCCUGCUAAGCACUGCCCAGGCCCUACACGGGGAGCUCAGCUCCUGCAGCUCUAGCUCUGAGGUCACUUUUUCCCCUGCCACAACAAUGCCGAGGGACUCUCAAAGCAGCCCAAAAACUAGGUAGCAAUUCAGCCCUAGCUCCCAUUGCUGGCCCACAUUGCUUGCAGGGGCCGGGGCGCUCCUCGCCCCCCCAUGUCCCCACUUACCAGACAGCACCUGUCCAGCCUGCAGCGUUCACCCUGAAGCACGGCUGAGCCCAGGAAGAGGGAAGGUGGAGCAGGCUCUCUGACUGCCAAGGCAGCCGCUCGCUCCCUCCCGCAUUCUCUACACGGCCUCUUUUAGGGGAGCUGCUCCGCGACUGGGCAGGCAGGCCUGGCCUGGGUGACAGUGGCCCAUGCCUGUCCCUGAGCAGAGGGCAGCAGCAGUGGGCGCAUAGCAGUCUCAUUCAGGCAAAGCUCUCGGGUGCACUGGCGUUCCCUCGCUGGGAGAGCUGUUUAACAAUCAUUCUACAUAACAGCCUUUAGCUGUGGGAUUUCCCAGGCAGGGCUAGGGCCAGCCCCCAGCCUCCCCCUGGCUGGCUGCUAGCCUGGCCCUGCACCUAUCCAAACAGCAGCUUUGGCUGGGGAAGGGGCUGCAGGCAGGGCUCUUACUGGAGGUGAAUGCAGUCCGGGGUAACUUCCUGUGAGAGCUCGCUAGGGCCCCACAGCCCAGCCCAGGGGGACAGCGAGGGGAAUUUGCCACCAGGGGCC